Populus trichocarpa (black cottonwood) is the source of this 916-nucleotide messenger RNA. RefSeq names its product dolichol-phosphate mannose synthase subunit 3. The transcript has 5 exons. Gene Ontology annotation, cellular component: endoplasmic reticulum membrane; dolichol-phosphate-mannose synthase complex. The coding region runs from base 295 to 564 and encodes 89 amino acids. Gene Ontology annotation, biological process: GPI anchor biosynthetic process. The record is from RefSeq and is a predicted model, not a curated record. NCBI's taxonomy places the organism in Eukaryota, Viridiplantae, Streptophyta, Magnoliopsida, Malpighiales, Salicaceae.
UUUCUUCUCGUUAGCCCUCUUCCCCUCUUCCCCUCUUCCCGUCACCGAAUUGGCUUCUCUCCAAUCUCCACAACUUAGGACAAGCGUAGCAGAAUUGCUUGUAUGGUUAAUUGGAGUAGCAAUUCAAAGUGGUGGAAACUUAAGUGAAGAAGACUAUUACUGUCUAGGGAAUUAAUUCAAGAGAUCUGACUUUUGAUUUCACCAGUCCAUCUGAAUGAAGAAAAAAGAGAUCUUCUGGUUUGGACAUGUGAUAGCAAAGGACUUUUCCCAGAGUUUUUAAUCAAUAUACAUACAAUGAAGCAUAUUGUAAAGAUUAUGGUACUGCUUGUGGCCAUCUCUGCCUGUUGGAUUGGGCUCUUGCAAACUUCCAUUAUUCCACGUAGCCAUACCUGGUUGCUUCCCAUUUAUUUCGUUAUAUCACUGGGAUGCUAUGGUCUAUUGAUGGUUGGAGUUGGCUUGAUGAAUUUUCCAACUUGCCCUCAAGAAGCACUGCUAUUACAACAGGAUAUUGUUGAGGCCAAGGAUUUUCUAAAGCGAAGAGGAGUAGAUGUUGUUUCUGAAUGAUAAAUUAUUGCAGUUUUGUGCUAUCAAAACCUCUGGAUUUUCGCUUGAUCUCCGAGGUUUUUCUGCCCGAUCAAAUUUUGUGAAGAGUUGCACACCGCUAACUAGGUUUUUGGGGUUCCAGACCAGCCCCAGGACUAGAUUUUUCUCUUUAAGCUCUUGUUAUUUUGUUUAGGUGUAAUCCUCUUGAUCCAUUUGUGCCUUACUGAUGGCAUUAUGUCUUUAUACCAUUAUGCAGAAACUAAAGCAUGAAUACUGUUCGCACACUGUUAUUGCUAUACUUGAAAUCUUACCUUCGGAUACAGUUGCUUGUCACAGCAACGAAAAUGCUACAAGAUUUCCAAUAUUCGUCCCA